AUGACAUAUUUCAACAGGAGCUCCUGGGGACAACAGCUCCUUCAGAUCCCAUAUAUCACAGCUCGCUUUGGCAGGCACUGCCUCCUAAAUCACCGGCUCCUUCAACUAGGUCGUGCGGUGGCAACAGCGAGACGUCUCGAUGACAUUCCUAUAAUCGAUCCCAGGUAUGGUCGGGGUGCGACGCGGAGCUGGCUGAGCGAGGCGGACAGCCUGACGACGGAGGGGUGGCCCCCGCCCAGCACCACCCCCAGCAGCGCCAGCUCCCCGGACUAUGGGGUCCCCAACGCCACCUCCAUCACCUCCACCACUUCCUGGCCCCUCGUCGAGCCAGAGGACUCCUACGCCGCGCUCGCCCUCAAGGCCACCGUCAUGGGCUUCAUCAUCAUGGCGGCCCUCUUUGGCAACCUUCUGGUCAUCGUCAGCGUCAUGCGCCACCGCAAGCUCCGCGUCAUCACUAACUACUUCGUCGUGUCCCUCGCCCUGGCGGACAUGCUCGUCGCCAUAUGGGCCAUGUGUUUCAACCUCAGUGUCGAGACGACCGGAAGAUGGCUCUUCGGCUACUUCAUGUGUGACGUCUGGAAUUCCUUGGACGUUUACUUCUCGACAGUGUCCAUACUCCACCUCUGCUGCAUUAGCGUAGACAGGUACUAUGCCAUUGUACAACCGCUUGACUAUCCGCUCAUUAUGACCCAGCGUAAACUGGUUAUCAUGCUCGCGGUGGUUUGGUGCUCCCCUGCUCUCGUGUCCUUCCUCCCAAUCUUCAUGGGAUGGUAUACGACUCAAGAACACCUGGAAUACAGGAAGUUGCAUCCCGACCUGUGUGAGUUUCUAGUGAAUAAACCGUACGCGGUGAUAUCAUCGAGCGUGUCGUUCUGGGUGCCUGGAGUCAUCAUGAUCUUCAUGUACUACAGGAUCUACAUCGAAGCGGAUAGGCAGGAGCGAAUGUUGUACAGGUAA
Messenger RNA from Nezara viridula (southern green stink bug), 957 nucleotides. NCBI's taxonomy places the organism in Eukaryota, Metazoa, Arthropoda, Insecta, Hemiptera, Pentatomidae. The record is from the annotation of a GenBank genome assembly.